This is a messenger RNA of Ornithorhynchus anatinus (platypus), 11539 nucleotides long. RefSeq names its product protein tyrosine phosphatase receptor type Q (gene PTPRQ). Gene Ontology annotation, molecular function: protein binding; protein tyrosine phosphatase activity. The transcript has 61 exons. The record is from RefSeq and is a predicted model, not a curated record. Lineage: Eukaryota; Metazoa; Chordata; Mammalia; Monotremata; Ornithorhynchidae. Bases 45 to 10184 code for a protein of 3379 amino acids. Gene Ontology annotation, biological process: protein dephosphorylation.
CCAUAGAGCAACAAUUCGUUGUGGAACUGGAAGUGUAAAACCCGAUGGACAAAACAAUCCUUUUGCUGUUUUGCUUGGGCUGUCUUUUUCAGGUGUCAAGGAGUUUAUAUUGUGGGCAGAUGGAAAAACCAACUGCUGUGGUAUUUGCUCAAUGGCAUGAGUUUCCUGAAGGAGGAAAGCCUGAAUUUUAUAUUAUAAAAUAUCAAGCUAUUAAUGAUAUCAAUCAAAAUACAAAAAAUAUUUCUGCAGGACAAGUAAAGCAACAGAAAUGUAUAUUAUUCCUAGAGGAAAAUAAGGAGUAUGACGUUUCAAUAGAAUCAGUAAAAAAAGGGGAAAUUUUGAAUGCGAAAUCAUUUAGGACACGUGGGAUCUCAGAGAGAAGCAUUAAAACAUUUGUGACAAGUACAAGUGUGUCUUUUAACUGGCGUUUGCUGCCCAUUGAAUUGUCAGUGUCAAUAUCACAUAAUAACUCUUCCCGUAUCAUGCAAAGGAAUGCUGUGUUUCAUGAGUGGGAUCGGUUGGAGCCAGCAACCUUAUAUAAUUUCACAUUUGAGUUUAAACAGGUGCAUUUUGACUUUAUCAAUGUAUUCCAGAAACUGGAGGUGCAAAUUGAAACAGGCUCCUGUUCACAAGGAUGGCUAGGACUGAAAAAAAGCUGUUAUAACAUUAACAGAGAAAGUAAACCUUGGAAUAGGGCUCAGCAAAUGUGUCAAUCAUCCUUAAUGCCUGCACAUCUUGUGGAUAUAAAGAAUGAGGAGGAAUUUAUAUUUCUGUCUUCCUAUCUCAGGACAAUUAAUCAAAUCGUAAUGAUAUGGACUGGUCUUAAUGACAUAAAGAAAGAAGGUCACAUGCUGUGGACUGAUGGAUCUUCUUUUAGUCUUAAGAAAGCUGAUGUCCUUCCUUUGCCAGUGAUACCAAAGAAUGAAACAAACUGCUAUGCUUUGCAGCAAAAUGCGACCGGUCCAAACUAUUUCUUCACAGGAUUUUUCUGCUACGUUCCUUUACCGUACCUUUGUUCAUAUGAAUUGCCUUCGAUACCUGAAAACUUCGUGUUCUUUGUAAAGGAUGUCAGAACAACAGAAGUUGUAUUUGGUUGGAAUAGUUUGGAGAACUGGCUGAAACCGAGAUAUGAGCUUGUCAUUAAAUAUUAUUUGGAUUUUACAGAAGAAUACCUUUUUGAAAAGGUGCCGGCUAAUACAACACAAACAACGAUUGCACACUUGUCGCCCGGACGCCUCUACAGGUUUUUGUUUUUAGCAAGAAACUCAAUAGAGGGACACGUUACCUUAAGUCCAGUUCUUAGGAUAGAAACAAGGCCAUUACAAGCUCAACGUUUUGUAGCUACCCAUGUAACAUCAACAGAGAUAAUUUUACAUUGGGAUCCUCCAGAUGUUUUUUCAAAUGCACAUUUUCAUCAUUACCUUGUGACUAUUUUUGAUAUUGAAACCAACAGAUCAGAAGCACUGUUAGUUGAAAAAUUUGCUACAACAACAAAAAUUGGAAACAUUAAGCCCUAUCAUCAGUAUCUGGUACAUCUCUUCAGUGUAGGAGAAAGAGGAUCUCUAAGUUGCAACGAUGAGCCGAUAUUAAUCAUAACAGGUGUUAAUCCUCCUCGCAGUGUUUAUGUUAAUCCUGAAGACGUGGGUGAGGAUACUGUAAUUCUUCACUGGGAACCUCCACAGGAGAGCUUUGAAUUCUACAUUGAAGUCAAAUCUACUUCGGGUGCAAGUGAAGCAAUGAAGCACUUAGUGAAAAACACUGAUAAAUUUAAGAUUGGAUUGCUAACUCCUGGAAUGACUUAUGACAUUGGAGUGGCAACAGUGAAAAAUGGAAAUAUGAGUGAACUGAUAACCACUCAGUGUACUCUAAAACCCAAACCACUUCAAAUUGUUAUUCCUUUUGAAUUUCACAGUAACUCUGUCAUUUUGUUUGUUCAAAUGCCUGAGAGUGGAGUAUUUGAUGGCAUUUAUAUUGCAAGUAAUGGAGGACCCAAUAUGACACUACCUUUGAAUAAUGACAAAUUAAUUAUUGAAAACUUAAUUCCAGGCACAGAAUAUGAUUUUUUUGUUUCCACGGUCAGUGGAAACAUGCUAAGCACUAUGUUCCAUGUGCCUACAGUGAAAACAUGUCUGAAGGCACCGUUAAAUAUCUGGGAAGGUAAAGUUACAGACACUUGUAUAGAAAUUCUGUGGGAACGAGUUGAUGGACAUUUUCAGCAUUAUGAGAUCACAUGCACAAAUUGUGCUGGUGCAUUCAAGGUUCAGAAGGUGAUGCAGGAAAUAGCAACGUUUUCUAACCUGGCUCCUGCCACGGUCUACAGUUUCUCAAUUCGAACAGAAAAAGAAGGUUUCAAAGACAGCAACUCCACUAUAAAAAAAAUACAGACAGCACCAUGUGCCAUUGAAUAUAUGAAUCACAGCAGAGAGUCAACAUCAAUAUCUGUUGGUUGGCCUCCAGCCCAGAGUUCACUGGAUGGAUAUAUUAUUUCAAUAACUAGUGAAGGUUUUUCAAAAGAAGAAGUUGUUCCUUCCAGUGAAAGGAGGUUCAAGUUUGACAGGCUUUUGCAAGGAACUGACUUUUUAAUUAAAAUUGUUACCACCAAAAGGUCAAAGAAAAGUCAACCUACUGUUCUCAAGAUUAGUACCUAUCCGGAUCCACCUUCAGAUUUACAGUUUUUUGGACAGGAAGAAAACACUCUAUAUUUGUCUUGGAAACUGCCACAAGGAGGAUUUGAAAAGUUUCAGAUCUGUUACUAUUUGUUGACCAGAAACAAAACACUGUUUAAAAUGAGUACUUACGGUAACAGAGCAGUAGUCAAAAACCUGACUCCUGGAAUGGAUUACAUGUUUCAAGUGAAGACAGUUAGAGGCAAAGAUUUCAGUGUGCCUGUGGAGAAAGAAGUAACUACAAAACCAGCUGGAAUAUGUGGCUUGUUAUUAAAAGAGGUAAACACUUCUUCUGCGACCUUAAUAUGGAAUCCAACAAAGACCAAUUUUUCGUAUUACAAGAUUCGUCUAUCAAAUAAUACAUUCUUAAAGGAAUAUAAGGUUAUGAAAACCAAGACUGAUUACACAAUAAUAGACUUGAUUCCUGGAGGCACGUAUAAUAUCACAGUUCAGAGAGUAAGAGGAGAUGUGGAAGGGUUGCUCACAUCCAUCAAGAUGGUUGCAGAACCCCAAAAGCCCGAGAAACUUGAAGUUUUCAAUAUUUCAUCAAAUUCCUUUUCUCUUCGCUGGAGACUACCGUAUGGUCACGUGGAAAGGUAUCAAGUGGAUCUUGUUCCUGACUGUGGCUUUGUUACUAUCAGAGAUCUUGGAGGUGGGGAGUAUCAGAGUGAUGUUUCUGGUGUAACUCCCGGUACUAGGUACAAUGUAACAGUUUCUUCAGUUUCAGCGACUACAUACAGUUCACCUGCCAGUAGAACAGUGACCACCAAUGUAACCAAUCCAGGGCCUCCUGUGUUCCUUGCAGGUGAAAGAGUUGGAUCUGCUGGAAUCCUUCUUUCCUGGAAUACACCACCUAACCCCAAUGGGAGAAUUAUAUCUUACAUUGUUAAAUAUAAGGAAGUUUGUCCAUGGAUGCAAAUGACAUACACCCAAGUUACAGCAAAACCAGAUAGUUUGGAAGUUCUUCUUACCAAUCUUAAUCCUGGAACAACUUAUGAAAUUAAGGUGGCUGCGGAAAACAGUGCUGGGGUCGGAAUAUUUAGUGAUCCAUUUCUCUUUCAAACUGCAGAAAGUGCUCCAGGUAAAGUGGUGAAUCUUACAGUUGAAGCCUUCAAUUAUUCUGCAGUAAAUCUGAUCUGGUACCUACCUCGACAACCAAACGGCAAGAUUACCAGUUUCAAGAUUAGUGUCAAACAUGCAAGAAGUGGGAUAGUGGUGAAAGAUGUCUCAAUUAAAGUGGAGGACAUUCUUUAUGGAAAACUGCCCGAAUGUAAUGAGAACAGUGAAUCUUUUUUGUGGAGUACAACUAGUCCUUCACCAACUUCUGGCAAAGCUACAUCUCCCUCCCGUGCUCCAUAUGCAGCAAGUUCAUUGGCACUGAGUAAGAUAAGCUCUGUGUGGAACGAACCUAUCAGUUUCGUGGUGACUCACCUGAGACCGUAUACGACGUAUCUUUUCGAGGUGUCAGCCGUUACCACUGAAGCGGGUUACAUUGACAGUACAAUUGUCAGAACACCAGAGUCAGUGCCUGAAGAUUCACCACAAAAUUUUGCAAAGGGCAAUAUCACAGGAAAAUCCUUUUCAGUGUCUUGGGAUCCACCCACUAUAGUAACGGGAAAAUUUAGUUACAGAGUUGAGUUAUACGGACCCUCAGGUCACAUUCUGGACAACAGUACAAAAGAGCUCAAGUUUACAUUUACAAAUCUAACACCUUUUACAACGUACAAUGUAUUUGUGGCUGCUGAGACGAGUGCAGGCAUUGGACCUAAAUCCAAUUUCACUGUUUUCACCCCUCCAGAAGUUCCAAGUGCUGUAUUUGAUUUGCAACUAACAGAAGUAGAAGCCACAUUAAUACGGAUUACCUGGAAGAAACCUCGACAACCAAACGGAAUCAUUAACCAGUAUAGAGUUAAAGUGCUUGAAAGGGAAACAGGAGUAAUUUUGGAAAAUAUUAUUCUCACAGGAAAAGCUGAGUAUAAAAAUGAUUUUGUGGCCCCGGAUAUGUGGAAAGGAAAUUCUAAAACGCCUUUCCUAAAUAACGCGAAGGAAGCAGUGGCUGGAUUAUACGAAGGUUCAGCUGAGAUGUUUUCCGCGGAGAAAGCAGAGUCUCCGAUUCUAUUUCCUAGUCUUCCCAGUGAUCACAUUCCCAUAGUGAAUGGAGUCGAAGAACUUUAUUCCACAACGGAAACAGGGAAGGAGUAUGCCAUUAACAUUUCAGCUGAACAGCUGUCGUAUGUUGUAAAGAGACUUACACCUUUCACCGAAUAUACAAUCACCGUGUCUGCUUUCACCAUUAUGGGCGAAGGACCACCAACUAUUCUUAAUGUCAGGACCCAAGAGCAAGUUCCAAGUGCAGUGCAGAAUAUGAACUAUAAAAAUAUUAGUUCAUCAUCUAUCUUGCUAUACUGGGAUCCACCAGAAUAUCCUAAUGGAAAAAUAACUCAUUAUACUAUUUAUGCAAUGGAAUUACAUUCAAACAGAGCUUUUCAAAUGACUACUAAAGAUAACAAAUUCCUUAUAACAGAUCUGAAGAAAUAUACAAAUUAUAAAAUGAGAGUGGCAGCAUCAACCAAUGUAGGUGAAAGCUCCCUGUCAGAUGAAAAUGAUAUUUUUGUGAGAACUCCUGAAGAUGAACCAGAAUCCCCACCCCAGAAUGUUGAAUUGGUUGAUAUUACUGCAACAGAAAUAAACCUGAGAUGGUCACCACCUGAAAAACCUAAUGGAAUAAUCAUUGCCUAUGAAGUAAUUUAUGGAAAUACGGAAAAGUUACUUACUAAAAACAUUUCAACAACCAGUGCAAUUUUAAGCGACCUAAAACCUUACACUCUUUACAAUAUUUCUAUCCGGUCAUAUACAAGGCUUGGCCAUGGGAAUCAGAUUUCUUCUUUAUUGUCAGUAAGAACAUCUGAAACUGCGCCUGAUAGUCCUCCAGAAAAUAUCACCUACAGAAAUAUUUCUUCUACGGAAAUAGAGUUAUCAUUUCUUCCACCAGCUGUUCCCAAUGGAAUAAUUCUGAAGUAUACAAUAUAUCUCAGGAAGAACAAGGAAAAUGAAGAGAGAAUUAUAAAUACUACUUCUCUGUCACAGAAAAUUGGAGGGUUAAAGAGAUAUACCCACUACCUGGUUCGAGUAUCUGCUAGUACAAUCAAAGGUGAAGGAGCUGAAAGCGCCCCUGUAACUAUCCUGACUGAAGAAGAUGCUCCUGGUUCUCCUCCACAAAGCUUUUCAGUUGAACAGUUGUCUGGUGUCACUGUGAAGUUGUCAUGGCAACCACCUUUGGAGCCAAAUGGAGUUAUCCUCUAUUACACAGUUUAUAUCUGGGACAGUUCACCUCCCAGAACUAUUAAUACGACUGAAACGGCGUUGGAAAUCACAGACCUGGAAAAUAACAUUGAAUAUAAUGCAUAUGUAACAGCAAGCACCAGAUUUGGUGAUGGAAAAAUGAAAAGUAGCAUUAUUAGUUUCAAAACUUCUGAAGGAGCACCAAGUGAUCCACCAAAAGAUGUCCAUUAUGCCAACCUCAGUUCCUCAUCAAUAAUUUUAUUUUGGAAACCUCCUUCAAAGCCUAAUGGGAUUAUACAACACUAUACAGUUUAUUACAAAAAUAAUUCAGGAACUUUUAUCAAGAAUUUGACACUCCAUGAAAUAAGCAGUGAAGUUGAUAAUGGAACCUUAUCCGCCGUAAUUGAAAAUUUAGCAAUUUUCAGCUACUACGUAUUCUGGCUAACAGCAAGUACUGCCUUUGGAAACGGGAACCAAACCAGUGACAUGAUACAUGUUUUCACAGACCAAGACAUACCAGAAGGACCUGUUGAAAAUAUGACCUAUCAAACUAUGUCUUCAACUGCCAUAAAUAUAAGCUGGUUUCCGCCGUCUCAACCAAAUGGUAUAGUCUUCUACUAUGUUUCACUGAGCUUACAGAAUACUCUACCAACCCACGAACAACCAUCUCUAAUUACUCAUGAGAGAAGCAUUUAUUUUGACAACCUGGAAAAAUACACUGAUUAUAUUUUUAAAAUUACUCCAUCGACAGAGAAAGGAUUCUCUGAAAUGUGUACGGCAAAGCUACACAUCAAAACUGAAGAAGAUGUUCCAGAGACUACACCAGUAAUCAACACUUUCAAAAAUCUUUCCUCUACCUCAGUUCUCUUAUCUUGGGAUCCCCCAAUACAGCCAAAUGGUGCCAUAAUAAGUUAUGAUUUAAAUUUACAUGGAUCAGUUGAAAAGUAUUCUUUUAAUACCUCUGAUAACUAUAUAAUUUUGGAAGAUCUUUCACCAUUUGCACUGUAUAGUUUUUUCGCUGCCGCACGAACUAUAAAGGGACUUGGUCCAUUCACUACACUUUUGUUUUAUACUGAUGAGUCUGAGCCACUAGCUCCACCGCAGAAUUUGACUUUAGUCAACUACACUGCAGACUCCGUGUGGCUCAAAUGGAGACCGAGUCCUCAGCCCAGUGGUAUUGUCAUUAUGUACAAUUUUAAAAUUUAUGAAAACAGAAGUGAAACUGUAUCUUAUCAGAAUGUUUCAGGUUUUCAAACUGAUGGAAAACUUGUUGGAUUGGAUCCAGUGAAUACUUAUUCUAUCAGUGUAUCAGCUUUUACAAGAGUGGGGAAUGGCAACCAAUAUAGCAAUAUUAUAAGAUUCACAACAGAAGAAUCAGCUCCAGAUGUUGUCCAGAAUUUUCAGUGCAUGGCAACGAGUUGGCAGUCAGUUCUGGUGUGGUGGGAUCCACCAAAAAAGACGAAUGGAGUAAUUAUUCAUUACGUCCUAGCCUUUGAAAGAAAUUCUUCCAAAGUGAACUCUCAAGAUAAUGAGUAUACUUUCAGAGAACUUCUAGCAAAUACCUCCUAUACAUUUAAUAUUAAAGCUGCAACAUCUGCCGGGGAAGGCAAAGAAAGGAUAUGCAAUGCCAGCACAUUAUAUGAAACAGUUCCCAGUGCUCCCAGAGAUAUUGCUUUUUCCGACAUCCAAUCAACUAGUGUAACUUUGACCUGGCUCAAACCUGAAACUAUUCUUGGCUAUUUUCAAAACUAUAAGAUCACUAUACAAUUGAGAUCCCUCCACUGUGAUGACUGGGAAUCUGAAGAAUGUGUUGAAUAUCAGGAAAACCAAUACCUGUCUGAAGUUGACUUUGAAGAGGAAACAGUACAUGGACUAAAGAAAUUCAGAUGGUAUAGAUUCCAAGUAGCAGCGAGCACAAAUGCCGGUUAUGGAAACAACUCAGUUUGGAUUUCUACACAAACUUUACCUGGCUCUCCAGAUGGUCCUCCGGAAAAUGUAAUUGUAAUGGCUACAUCACCUCACAACAUUAACAUCACCUGGAAUGAACCCACAAUCAUAACAGGACCAACUUUCUACCUCAUAGAUAUUAGCUCAGUAGAUAGUGAUUAUUAUAAUGUUUCCUUCAUCAAAGAAAAUAAGGAUAAUAAAACCAUAGAAAUUACUGAUUUAAAGGCAUUUACAAGAUAUUCUGUAGUAAUCACUGCCUUUACUGGAAAUGUCAGUGCAGCACACAUAGAAGGCAAGUCAAGUGCUAGAAUAAUCGUGUCUACUUUGGAAACAGUGCCCAAAGAGCCACCUAGCAACAUGACCUAUCAGAAGAUGCCAGGAGAAGUUACAAAAUUUCAGCUAACCUUCCUUCCUCCAGUUGAAUCUGAUGGAAAUAUUCAAGUAUACCAAGCUAUGGUAUACAGAGAUGAUGAUGCUACUACUUUCCAGAUUCACAACCUGAGUAUUAUCCAAAAGACAAACUCUUCGGUCAUUGCAAUGUUAGAGGGGCUAAAAGGAGGGCAUACGUAUAACAUAAGUGUAUAUGCUGUCAAUAGUGCAGGCGCAGGGCCAAAAGUUCAGAUGAAAAUAACAAUGGACAUGAAGGCGCCAGCACAGCCCAAAAAUAAACCCAUUCCUGUAUAUGAUACAUCUGGAACUCUACUUGUUACCUCGACAACUCUCACGAUCAAGAUGCCAAUCUGUUACUACAAUGAUGACCACGGACCGAUCAAAAAUAUACAAGUACUUGUAGCAGAGGCAGGAGUUCAGCAUGAUGGAAAUGUUACGAAGUGGUAUGAUGCCUACUUCAAGAAACCAAGGCCAUAUUUUACAAACGAAGGCUUUCCAAACCCACCAUGUUUGGAAGGAAGAAGUCUACUGAGUGGCAAAGAAGAUAUAUAUGUCAUAGGCGCUGAUCACGCAUGCAUGAUACCGGGGAAUGAAGACCAAAUUUGCAAUGGCCCCCUGAAACCUAAAAAACAGUAUUUAUUUAAAUUUAGAGCCACAAAUAUUAAAGGACAGUUUACUGACUCUGAAUACUCCGAUCCUGUCAAAACAUUGGGUGAUGGAGUAUCAGAAAGGACGGUAGAAAUCACUCUGUCAGUCACUUUGUGUAUCCUUUCCAUAAUUCUUCUUGGGGCAGCUAUUUAUGCAUUUGCAAGAAUCCGGCAGAAACAGAAAGAGGGAGGCACAUAUUCCCCUCGGGAUGCAGAAAUUAUUGACACUAAAUUCAAGCUGGAUCAGUUCAUCACGGUGGCAGACUUGGAAUUGCAGGAUGAGAGAUUAACUAGGCCAAUAAGCAAGAAAUCCUUCCUACAACAUGUUGAAGAGCUCUGCACAAACAACAACCUGAAGUUUCAAGAAGAAUUUUCGGAACUCCCCAAAUUCCUCCAGGAUCUCUCUUCAACAGAUGCUGAUCUUCCCUGGAACAGGGCAAAGAAUCGGUUUCCAAACAUUAAGCCAUAUAAUAAUAACAGGGUGAAGCUUUUGGCUGAUGCAAGUAUACCAGGAUCCGAUUAUAUCAAUGCCAGCUAUGUUUCUGGCUACCUAUGUCCAAAUGAAUUCAUUGCUACCCAAGGCCCAUUGCCAGGAACUGUAGGAGAUUUUUGGAGAAUGGUUUGGGAAACUAGAGCAAAAACCUUAGUGAUGCUCACACAGUGCUUUGAAAAAGGACGGAUCAGAUGUCACCAGUACUGGCCAGAAGAUAACAAACCAGUAACAGUCUUUGGAGAUAUAGUGAUUACUAAAUUACUGGAAGAUAUCCAAAUAGAUUGGACCAUCAGAGAUCUGAAAAUUGAAAGGCAUGGGGAUUGUAUGAUGGUUCGCCAGUGUAACUUCACAGGUUGGCCCGAACAUGGGGUCCCUGAAAACAGCACGCCAUUAAUUCACUUUGUGAAGUUGAUUCGUGCAAACAGAGCCCAUGACACCACACCUAUGAUCAUCCACUGCAGUGCUGGAGUUGGACGAACUGGGGUUUUUAUCGCAUUGGACCACUUAACCCAACAUAUAAAUGACCAUGAUUUUGUGGAUAUAUAUGGUCUUGUUGCUGAACUGAGAAGUGAAAGAAUGUGCAUGGUACAGAAUCUGGCCCAGUAUAUUUUUUUGCACCAGUGCAUUUUGGAUCUGUUGUCGAGCAAAGGAAGCAACCAGUCCAUCUGUUUUGUAAAUUACUCUGCACUUCAGAAGAUGGAUUCACUGGACGCGAUGGAGGGUGACGUUGAGCUCGAAUGGGAAGAAACCACUAUGUAAAUUUUCAGGAAGAGAAAACAUCUGGAGUUUUAUGGGCCAAAAUGACUUCCCAGUUAAUCUGAAUAAGUAUUCACCAACUUAAAAAGAAGCAAAUGUAUCCUCUCUUAAUGUGCCUUGGUAAAUGGAAUAUCCAUUAAUGAGACUGUUCAGAUAAGAAACUUCUUGCAGGGUUAAGGAAUUUUGCACAUAGUCUAGGAUGUUUCGCCCAGCUUCUACGAUAUAUAUUUAGGAGAUUGGGUUCUCUGAAAAAAAAGUGGGGUUUUUUGCAGUUGUCUUCUAAAAUCUUAAAAACAAGCCAAAUAAAUCAAGUCAUCUUAACACGAAUUAUUCAGUGUGAAUUUGUCCUAUUCUUUGGGCUUGGUUUUAAAGUUAAAAUGAUCAACAUCAUCCAGUAGAGAUAUUUCGACUGCCAGGUUGUUGACAUUUCUGGUGAAUUCCUUCCAGUACUGCCUAAUGAUCUUUCCUUAAAUGUAUGUUCUUAGGUUUUGAAUCUUCUAUUUUAUGAGUACUGAGAUAUAUCUCCUGAUCCUGAACAGCUGAGCUGUUACCCCCUGACACUUCAGGGAUUAUUCCGCUUUUACACAACACACAGUAGCUCUUUAGGGACACUUUGGGCUAUUUAAACUGCUUUGUGAUCACCCGUUGGAAAAAAAAAAGUGUUUGCAGUUGCACAUUGUGAGUGACAAAGGAGGAUCUCUCCUUCCUAUGAACUUUUAUCACUUUUCAGCUUUAACCAUUAGUUGCUUCCUUGUAUAUUUCAUGUAUAAAGUGCAUUUAUUGGAGUGCUAUACAUUGUGUUUAGGGUUUAUUCUUAAUAUUUUUGAAGAAUUUCUGCAGAAAUAUACAGAAGGAAUAAUAAACUGUAUUGUGUGGUAUAUAUUUGUACACUAAUAAUCUUGAUUUAAUCAUCUAAUGUGCUCAGGUAGUGCCAAAGAGAUUAUGAGAAAAGUUUGAAUGAAAUCAUCUCUACUGGAUGCCUUAGUGUUAAUGCUCCAGGGUGUUAGGAGCAAAAGUGAGGAGCUUCACCUUUCAUGGCAAAACAUAGAUUUUAAAAUAUGAGAUGCAAAAGUAAUGGUCUUUUUUGCUCCAUUGCACCAGGUUCAGGCUUGCAUGGUAUUAUCAUGGAGCUGUUCUAUAUAGUCCUUAGUUUCUCCUAAGAAGCGGGGUUUUUUUGUGAAAACUAGUAACCUGAAUUUGUUGAACUGCAAAUAUAUUAAAGUUUGUUCAGUCAUUUUAAUGUGAGCUGCAUGCUACUGUAUUUUGAGUGGAAAUGUCAUUAAAAACUUUCCAUUAAAAAUUCCAUUUUAGAAAGAUGCUGUAAUAUACAUACAGGCAAAUUUUUCAUGACCAAUAAA